Messenger RNA from Lactuca virosa, 561 nucleotides. The record is from the annotation of a GenBank genome assembly. NCBI's taxonomy places the organism in Eukaryota, Viridiplantae, Streptophyta, Magnoliopsida, Asterales, Asteraceae.
AUGGGAGAAAGCUCAUCGUCACCACGAGGGAGAAACUUGAGUGAUUUCAUUGAUCAUAAUGCCUCAUUUUCUUCCUCCUCUUCAGUAAUGAAGCUGUUUGGUGUCGCCGUCACUGAUGGCGGCAUAGCUCCGGCGACAGAACAACCAGACGGUGACAGCAAAAGAUUCGAGUGCCAAUAUUGCAAAAGAGACUUCGCCAAUUCUCAAGCAUUAGGUGGCCAUCAGAAUGCACACAAGAAAGAACGGCAAAGAUUAAAAAGGGUGCAUUUCAUGAGUAACCAUCACCGGCGUUUUGCAGCGCCGGUGACCAUUAUUAAUGCACAUGCAGCAAGAUCUGGACAUUUCCAGCAACCGCAGAUGGCGGUGGUGGAUCACUAUAUAUGUCCUUCGUCACCACCACAGGUACUGUCGGGUGUUCCUCUAAGAUUUCCUAGCAGGUUUUACAUCGGACGACCACCGCAUCUCAGCCUUACCACUGCCGGAGUGAGUUCAAAUUCGUCAAGGAUGAUCGAAGCAGCAGAUGAUAACGGUGAUGGUGUUGACGUUGAUCUGCAUCUUUGA